Messenger RNA from Castor canadensis (American beaver), 1164 nucleotides. The record is from RefSeq and is a predicted model, not a curated record. NCBI's taxonomy places the organism in Eukaryota, Metazoa, Chordata, Mammalia, Rodentia, Castoridae.
CAUGGCCAUCAUCCAUCCCCUCCAGCCCCGGCUGUCAGCCACAGCCACCAAAGUGGUCAUCUGCGUCAUCUGGGUCCUAGCCCUCCUGCUGGCCUUCCCCCAGGGCUACUACUCCACCACGGAGACCAUGCCCAGCCGAGUCGUGUGCAUGAUCGAGUGGCCAGAGCAUCCGGACAAGGUGUAUGAGAAAGUGUACCACAUCUGUGUGACGGUGCUGAUUUACUUCCUCCCCCUGCUGGUGAUCGGCUAUGCAUACACCGUAGUGGGAAUCACUCUGUGGGCCAGCGAGAUCCCCGGGGACUCCUCCGACCGUUACCAUGAGCAAGUCUCUGCCAAGCGCAAGGUGGUCAAAAUGAUGAUUGUCGUGGUGUGCACUUUUGCCAUCUGCUGGCUGCCCUUCCACAUCUUUUUUCUCCUGCCCUACAUCAACCCAGAUCUCUACCUGAAGAAGUUUAUCCAGCAGGUCUACCUGGCUAUCAUGUGGCUAGCCAUGAGCUCCACCAUGUACAACCCCAUUAUCUACUGCUGUCUCAAUGACAGAUUUCGUCUAGGUUUCAAGCAUGCCUUCCGGUGCUGCCCCUUCAUCAACGCCAGUGACUACGAGGGGCUUGAGAUGAAAUCCACCCGGUACCUCCAGACCCAGGGCAGUGUGUACAAGGUCAGCCGCCUGGAGACCACCAUCUCCACUGUGGUAGGGGCCCAUGAGGAGGAGCCAGAGGAAGGCCCCAAGGCCAUACCAUCAUCCCUGGACCUGACCUCCAAUGGCUCCUCACGCAGCAACUCCAAGACCAUGACAGAGAGCUUCAGCUUCUACUCUAACAUGCUGUCCUAGGACAUAGGCCUUGGGCAGAUACAGCCACUCCCAUCUUUAGCCAGCUUCAUUCAUGCAUGGAUAGUUCCUUGAUCUGGAACCCCUGAGAAACAUCUUACCAUUGGAGUUUUUGGAGAGUCCCAGAAUGGUUUAGUGAAAAUGUUCCAUCCUAAAGUCAAUCUGGAUUCUUUCCUGCCUUGCCACACACCCCCUCCCUGCUGUGUGACCCUAGGCAAAUCAAUGAUCUUCUCUAAGCCUAUAAAAAUGACAAAGUUGGAAUAGACUUUCCCUACAGUUCAUUCCAUGAUCUAGUUGAAUGACUUCAACUGCAUGUGGGUGCACAUUUCAGGAUG